UGACUGGAAUGCGAGACGGGGAGAAUUUCAUAUGGCACACGGUGGCGUCUAUGUGGACGUGAAACGUGGUGGAUCGGUCGCCGUGUGAAGUUAUUAUCAUCGAUCCUUUUCAGUCUGAGGUGCACAAGUUUUACAUUCGAUGGCAUAGGAACGCCAGAUAUUUGAGCAAUGAGAGCCCGUCCAACCUCCAUUCAUAGCUUUGUCAGUUCAGAUAUUUCAUCAAUGCAACAAACGACCCUCUGGGAGUUAAUGCUUAUCGCAACGCUGCGAUAUGUUAUCAUGUUGUCUCCCUGAGCUCGAUCCGAAACAAAAACAUCCACCAUGGAGCGACAAACUCGAGAUAUACCAUCAUUCGCAGUCGAGAAUUAUCACGAAAACAAGUGUCAAACUCCCCCGUCAUCAUUCCAGCUCAAAUAUCAUGCCCCCCAUUCCACUAACGGCAAGGGCAACUCUCAAGGACUCACUCCCCCAGCUCAGCUCAGCUCAGCCCCAGCUCAUAUUAGAGUAGAACACCAAGUCCGAAGCCCAAGCCCAAGCCCAGCCCAGUCCCAGAGCUCAUGCCAGGCCAAAACCAGGGGCCCCAUAGCCAUCAAUAAUAACAUGCAAAGCGUUUCAGGUGUGGCUCGCCUCCUAGAAAGAGUUUUCUCGGGGGCUUGGGCUAAAGGCUGGGCCUGCCUGUCCUGCCCUGCCCUGCCCUUGCUUACAAGCCCAGUGGGCCUCCCUCGCCUACCCCGCUGCCUGCCCGCCCGCCCGCCCGCGUGCCCGGCCUCGUCCUCCUUAACUACAGCCGGGCGGGGCUUGGCCUGGCAGUGCGGGGCUUGCGUCCUGCGGCCCAGGGCCGUGCCGGACUUGAUUUGAACACGAGGCGUGACACUUGAGUGUCGAGCUGACCCCAGAAUAGCACGAGCAAAUCUGCCCGCGGUCAGAGCGAGACAUCACAAUGAUCAUCACUUCUUACCAUUUCUCCCCGUUCUCGGCGCCGUCCGGCACGUCCACCGGCGACGACGACGACGACCGUAGCACUCGAGAACGAACCAAAAUAAGACACAUCUCACCUCCGAAAUUCUGCCUGGGCUGCCGCACCUUUCGUCGCUAGAAUUUGUGAUCCGUCAACAUUCAUUCGUCGACAUAUACCUUUUGGACGUUACAGCGCUGCCUGAAACACAAGCGUACAAUUUUUCUCAUUCGGACAUUUAAUCCUCGAUUUCCAUUCUAGACUCUCUCGGC
Messenger RNA from Marchantia polymorpha subsp. ruderalis, 1227 nucleotides. The record is from the annotation of a GenBank genome assembly. NCBI's taxonomy places the organism in Eukaryota, Viridiplantae, Streptophyta, Marchantiopsida, Marchantiales, Marchantiaceae.